Oncorhynchus nerka (sockeye salmon) is the source of this 3334-nucleotide messenger RNA. RefSeq names its product histone deacetylase 4-like. The transcript has 25 exons. The record is from RefSeq and is a predicted model, not a curated record. Gene Ontology annotation, molecular function: histone deacetylase activity. NCBI's taxonomy places the organism in Eukaryota, Metazoa, Chordata, Actinopteri, Salmoniformes, Salmonidae. Gene Ontology annotation, biological process: negative regulation of transcription by RNA polymerase II. Bases 141 to 3209 code for a protein of 1022 amino acids.
AGCACUGUUCCGGUAUCUGCUGUGGACUGAGGCUGUGUUUUACUGAGUGUGUUGUGUCAGCGGUGGAGAGUUGAGCUCUGGUUCAGUGAGGCUGCUCUAGCAGAUCUUGUUAGCAACGCGCCAUCCGGAAAGCACAACCGAUGGUCGACGUGAGCAUGGCACUGCCCUUGCAGGUGCCCCCGACUGCCAUUCCCAUGGACUUGCGCCUGGACCAGCCCUUUGGCCUAGCACCACGACCAGACGACCAGUGCCACCAAGGACAGGUCCCAGGUCAGCGGGAGCAGCAGCUGCAGCAGGAGUUGCUGGCCCUCAAACACAAACAGCAGAUCCAGAGACAGGUGCUCAUCGCUGAGUUCCAGCGGCAACAUGAGCAGCUCUCACGCCAGCACGAGGCCCAGCUACAGGAGCAUGUUAAGCACCAGCAGGACCUCCUGGCUCUGAAGCAUCAGCAGGAGCUGCUGGAGCACCAGAGGAAGAUGGAGAGACACCGCCAAGAGCAAGAGAUAGAGAAACAUCAGAGGGAGCAGAAACUCCUGCUGCUUAAGAACAAGGAGCGUUGCCAGGAGAGUGCGGUGGCAAGCACAGAGGUCAAGAUGAGGCUGCAGGAAUUUGUCCUGAACAAGAAGAAAGCCCUGGCCCAGCGCAGCCUCAACCACUGCAUGUCUACUGACCCACGCUAUUGGUACGGGAAGACCCAGCACAGCUCCCUGGACCAUAGCUCCCCUCCCCAGACAGGGAUGUCCACUUACAACCACGCCAUCCUGGGGAUGUACGACUCCAAAGACAACUUCCCUCUCCGCAAGACAGCCUCUGAGCCCAACUUGAAGCUCCGGUCCAGGCUAAAACAGAAGGUAACGGAGCGCAGAAGUAGCCCACUUCUACGCAGGAAGGACGGUCCAAUUACCACCGCCAAGAAGCGCUCUCUGGACAUGGCUGAAUCGGCCUGCAACAGCGCUCCUGGCUCGGGCCCCAGUUCGCCCAACAACAGCUCCAGUAACAUCACCAAUGAGAAUGGCAUCGCUGGCUCCAUGUCCAGUAGUUCAGUAGAGGCCUCCCCGGCCCACAGGCUGGCUGGCCGAGAGGGCCCCUUGAGCCAGCUGUCUCUGUACACAUCGCCCUCGCUGCCUAACAUCACCCUGGGCCUGCCAGCCACCGGCCCUUCCAGCGAAGGUGACAGGCUUUCAAUGCACGAUAGACUGCAGCAGGGCUUCCCCAUAACCACUCCCUUCAUCCCAGGGGCCCACCUGCCCUCCUACCUGACCGACGGGGGCUCGGCACAUAACCCCCUCCUCCAGCACAUGGUCCUCCUGGAGCAGUCCCAGAACCCACUAGGUCUGUCCUGCUGCCUUGGCGGAAUGCCCCUGCAAUCGUCCUCCAUCCACAAGCUGCGUGGGCAGCACCGUCCCCUGGGGAGGACCCAGUCGGCCCCUCUGCCCCAGAACGCCCAGGCCCUGCAGCAGCUGGUGGUCCAGCAGCAGCACCAGCAGUUCCUGGAGAAACACAAGCAGCAGUUCCAGCAGCAGCAACUCCACAUCAACAAGAUGAUGGCCAAGCCCAGCGAGCCGGGGCCGGGGCCGGGCCGGCAGCAUGAGAGUCACCCGGAGGAGACAGAAGAGGAGCUAAGGGAGCACCAAGCCCUAUGUCCCCAGGACGGAGUCCUCAUUUGUGGAGUGACAGUCAAGCAGGAGCCCCUGGACCCCCAGGAAGAGGAGAGGGACCACAGAGACAGGAUAGUUGACCAGGAGCUGCUCUUCCGACAGCAGGAUGUGUUGUUGGAGCAGCAGAGAAUCCACCAGUUGAGGAACUACCAGGCUUCGAUGGAGGCAGCCGGCCUGUCAAUCACCUUCCCAGCGCACCGCCCCCUCUCCAGGGCCCAAUCAUCUCCUGCCUCGGCUUGCUUCCCUCCCAUCGUGGUGCAGCAGGAACCACCCACCAAGCCUCGCUUCACCACCGGACUGGUGUAUGACACGUUGAUGCAGAAGCACCAGUGUAUGUGUGGCAACACCAACACACACCCAGAGCACGCCGGACGCAUCCAGAGCAUCUGGUCUCGACUCCAAGAGACAGGACUGAGGGGCCAGUGUGAGUGUAUACGGGGGCGGAAAGCCUCACUGGAAGAACUGCAGACGGUUCACUCUGAGGCCCACGUCCUUCUGUAUGGAACCAACCCACUUCGACAGAAACUAGACAGUUCAGUUACUCCCAUGUUUGUGAGGCUGCCUUGUGGAGGGGUGGGGGUGGACAGCGACACCAUUUGGAACGAGGUCCACUCUUCCAGCGCUGCUCGUCUAGCUGUGGGCUCCGUCGUGGAGCUUUGCUUCAAAGUGGCGGCUGCAGAGCUCAAGAAUGGAUUUGCUGUAGUCCGGCCCCCUGGACACCAUGCAGAGGAGAGUACACCUAUGGGAUUCUGUUACUUCAACUCAGUGGCCAUCGCUGCUAAACUCUUGCAGCAGAGGCUCAGUGUCAGUAAGAUCCUGAUUGUGGAUUGGGAUGUUCACCAUGGCAACGGCACGCAACAAGCGUUCUACAGCGAUCCCAACGUUCUCUACCUGUCACUCCAUCGCUACGACGAUGGCAACUUCUUUCCUGGCAGUGGAGCGCCUGAUGAGGUGGGCACUGGGGCAGGUACGGGCUUCAAUGUGAACAUGGCUUUCACCGGGGGACUGGAACCACCCAUGGGAGACGCAGAGUACCUGGCUGCCUUCAGAACGGUGGUGAUGCCCAUCGCCAACGAGUUUGCCCCCGACGUGGUGCUGGUGUCGUCUGGCUUCGAUGCCGUGGAGGGCCAUCCGUCACCCCUGGGAGGGUACAGGCUGACGGCCAAAUGUUUUGGAUACCUGACCAGGCAGCUGAUGGGGCUAGCCGGAGGCCGCAUGGUACUGGCCCUGGAGGGGGGCCACGACCUCACUGCUAUUUGUGACGCCUCCGAAGCCUGCGUCUCUGCUCUGCUAGGAAUCGAGUUGGAUCCUAUCCCUGAGGAGGUGAUGCAGCAGAGGCCCAACCCCAACGCUGUUCACUCCAUGGAGAAGGUGCUGGAGGCACACAGUAAAAACUGGCGCUCUCUUCAGCGCGGGGCCUCCACGCUGGGCUACUCUCUGAGCGAGGCUUGCCGGUGUGAGACAGAGGAGGCCGAGACCGUCACCGCCAUGGCUUCCCUCUCUGUGGCCAACAAGCAGAGGAAGAGCGAGGAGGAGCCUAUGGAGGGCUGACCAAGCCCCCUUCACCAUUCAGAGACCCUCAAAGGUCUCCAAUUUAGGUCUCCCAUUUAGUACUCCAUUUCAAUUUGAUCCCACCCCUUGACCCCACUCGCACCCUGUCUAGGAGGCGCACCAGC